AUGAGGGCUGUCAGUUUUGUGAAAAAACUACAGUGGGAUUUACCUGGUACUGUGUGUAGACAUGGAUUAACAAUAGGAGAUGUUGAUAACGAUGGAGAUAACGAAUUAGUCGUUGGUACUGCAGAGGGAGAACUUUAUAUUUUCAAAGGAUCAGAGUUAUGGCAAAAAAUACCUGGUCUAGGUCUAGUAACUAGUGUAGCAAUAGGAGAUAUUUUUAAUUAUGGGCGAAACGCGUUAGUUGUAAUUUGUGGAGAUGGCUGGGCACAUAUUUUUUACAGUCCAAGAUCUGUUAAUCCUAGUAUCAGUAAUGCAACUUCUACGUUACAGUCGACUAAGGAAACUAUUGAUCAAGAUAAUAUUAAGAGUAGUGUUAAUACAACCAGUUCCCCAAGUUCAGAUCAAAUUGAUGGCACUAAUGAAAUCGGUGAGCUGUCUGGAAAAAUGGAAUGUGUGCACGUACAAAGAAUUCCAACAAAUACAAAAGUGGUUUUAGUAGCAGACGUGGAUAAAGAUGGUGCUAAUGAGAUGAUACUUGGUUUAACCGAUCGUGUAGUUAGGUCUUACAGAUGGUCCAGCAAUUUAGAAUUAGGAAGAGGAAAGUUAGUUGGACUGAAUAAAUGGGAAUGCGCCAAUCAAAUAGGAACAGUCACAUUGCAGCAUAUGGCUGAUGGAACACCAACGUUAUUAGUUGCUCAACCGGGUGGAACGUUCAUGCGAAUUAAGUGCAACCCCGAGGAUUGUCACUUGGAAGACGAAGUUCAUCAAACAAAUAACGAAACAGCAGCGAGUUGCGUAGACUAUCAAACUUUGGGAAUAUCGCGAAUGCGUAAUCAAAAUAUUUCAACAGAAAUAAUAGGAGAUUUGGAAUCUGUAAUAGAGAAGCUAGAUUCAAGCGAAGUUCAGCACGAAAGAAAUGUAAAAUCCAUCACAAAUAAUCCACAAUUAGAAUUACGGAAAGAUAGCUUAGACGCGACAGGAGAACAAACAAGUAAAGCAAGCAAAACCUCUGACGACACUGAGUCUUCCAGUACGGAUCAAGUUGAUGGCAAUAUUUUGGGUGGCAAUGUAAUUCUUGGUGAUUACGAUGAGAAUGCAGAAAAAGAUUCAUUGUUACCCACAUAUAAAGAUUUUUCUUCGGAGGACAAUAUUGAUAACAAUAAUACAGAAGGUUUAAAAUCGAAAGAUAAAACCAAUGCCGAUGUAAACGUUGAUGCAAGCUCGUCCAUGCAUGGGAAACCUUACGCCCUUGCUACGUUAGACGGAACGAUAAUGCUAGUUAAAGAUGAAAUCAUUUUAUGGUCCAUGCAAGUAGCUCAUCAGAUAUUCGCUUUAUGUCGAUUAGACGUAACCGGUGACGGAAGUGACGAGAUAAUAGCCUGCGCGUGGGACGGGCAAACUUAUAUUUUGGAUCAACAACGAAACAGCGUACGUUUUCAAUUCGAGGAGCCGGUCAGAGCGUUCUGUACCGGUAAUUAUAACGUCACACCUGGGAUUUCAACGCCUUGCCUGGUGUACAACACGUUCAACAACAAGAUUUAUCUGUACUACGAUGUAACGCUUCCAAGUAUGGUCACCAAACCAUUGAAUCCCGUGGAAGAUUUAGAUCCUGAAGAAAAGAAAACGUUGGACGAUUUAUUGGGUAACUGCAGCGACACCGAGAGACAACAGAAAAUGCAACAAUUAACCGAAUGGCUAUUGUACGGGACGUCUUAAGAUUGAUUACAUCCCAUAAGAUUAUAUUGUAAAAGAUAAAGAAAAGAAAUAUAUGUAUAGAUUGUUA
Molecule: messenger RNA, 1780 nt
Organism: Osmia bicornis bicornis
Lineage: Eukaryota; Metazoa; Arthropoda; Insecta; Hymenoptera; Megachilidae
Product: KICSTOR complex protein ITFG2-like
Exons: 6
Coding region: 1-1713 (570 amino acids)
Biological process (GO): regulation of TOR signaling
Cellular component (GO): KICSTOR complex
Source: RefSeq, a predicted model, not a curated record